Paramecium octaurelia is the source of this 1083-nucleotide messenger RNA. The record is from the annotation of a GenBank genome assembly. NCBI's taxonomy places the organism in Eukaryota, Ciliophora, Oligohymenophorea, Peniculida, Parameciidae.
AUGAAUUACUUCAAUUCUUUAAGGUAAAAAUGCAAGACAAGUUCACAGGCAGAAGAAGAACCUUCAUAAUUACUCAUUCCCUGCAUGAAUUGUUAAGAAUAUAUUAGAUUUAAUUUAAUCAAUCAGCAUUCCUUCACUUGCACUCAAGUGUCAUAGGAUAUAGAUCAUAUUGAUAAAACCUACUCUUUGUUGGAGGAAAAUCAUUAUAAAUUACAAAAAAUCAGGAUGAGCUUAAUGGAAAAAUAGAAUAAUAUAUUAGCACUUAGACUCAUUAGGAUAAUUGAACUUAUAGUUCAGAUUUCUACUAUAGGUAAGGUGGAAAUAGCUUGUUGUUAAACCUAUUUAGAAGAAAUCAUUCAAUUAAAAUACCUUCCUAAAUCAUCAUUAAAUCUAAGUUUGUAUAUUGAAAGAAUACAAGUACUUAUAGAACAAAAGAUAUAAAUACUGAAAGAUGAUUUGGAAAUCAAACAAGAACAUGAAUAUAAGCAGAGUUCGCAGAAUAAGUUCAAAUAGUUAAUGACAUAAGAGAGCCAAUCGAAUUAGUACAGUAAUAAAAUGUACUGUUUGAGCGCUGAUUAAAAGGAUAAUUAUGGUGAAUCAAAAGAGCACUUGCUUGAAAAAUUAAACAAUAAAAUUUAGGAAUGCAAUAAUUUAUAAAUGGAAUCGUAGCAUUAUAACUAUGGUCUAAUUAAUAAAAAUUUAUAAAAAAGGAAAAGUCCUAAAUGGAUGAAUGCUGAAUAAAUAGAGGUACUAUUUCCUCGUUAGCAGCAUAAAAAUUUGCUUAGCUAAUAGGUUCCUAUGAAAUUGAAUGGUAAGAGUGAAAUUCUAACUAAUAUGUCAACUAGUGAUAUUGGAUUUUUAGAAGAGUAAUCAAGGAAAUGCGAAUCUUAAAGUCAACGAUUGUUUUAUUCGAAAUUGUUAAAGUUAAAGCUACAGAUUUCUAAAUAAUCUUAAGCAUAAAAAUUAUCGGCUGUAAUUUUGUGGGAUGAAGCAUAGAAAUUAAAGUUAAGUUGUGAGGAAUUCGAUAAAUUUUUGAAAGCAGCCAUUAGAAAUCCAGAAAAAUAUUUGAACAACGAAUUUUGA